Molecule: messenger RNA, 240 nt
Organism: Eubalaena glacialis (North Atlantic right whale)
Lineage: Eukaryota; Metazoa; Chordata; Mammalia; Artiodactyla; Balaenidae
Product: transmembrane protein 258-like
Exons: 1
Coding region: 1-240 (79 amino acids)
Biological process (GO): protein N-linked glycosylation
Cellular component (GO): membrane-bounded organelle
Source: RefSeq, a predicted model, not a curated record
AUGGAGCUCAAGGCCAUGAAGAGGUACACCAUCCCAGGGAACCUGGCUGUCUUCCCCUAUCUGACCAUGGGGCUGUUGGCUAUUGUCUGGUUCUUCACUCACUGGUACUUUGUUUAUGAAGCCACCUCCACCAAGCACACUCAUGAUAUGUACAAAAAGCUUCUCAUCUCCUUGGUGACCUUGCUAUUCAUUGACUUUGGAGUUCUCUUCCUGUUGCUCUGGGUUGGCAUCUACAUAUGA